AUGAAGACCUUGUCCGACGAGGAGCUCACGAAUCUCGCGGGCAAUUACUUCGCCCCGAAGGGACUUUACCGUCACACGAAAGGCUUGCCAUUCUUGGGUAGUCUUGAGUGUAACACAAAGACACUCAUUGCUGGGCAAUGGACUGAACUCAUCGUGGAAUACACAGUUGGUGCCAGUGGCCUUGCUGAUGGAGCUUGGAUCAAAGGAACCUUCAAGUUCUACUCGGACUGGGCGCUGUUUCAGACUUCCGACCCAAAGGAAGACAACUACGUAUCGGUAGAAUACACGCCAGGCCCUCUCCACGAAGGACAAACAGCGGCGACGGUACAGUCACUGGCUGUUCGUUUCGACCAAAAGGGCCACGAGCGACCAUUCCAAAAGGCCAUUAUCGUUGACAUUGUCGACGGUUACAUGAACCCCGGAGAUAGGAUUACUGUUCGAAUUGGCGACAGACGAUGGGGAUCGCGGGGUACCCGAGUUCAAACAUUCGUUGAAGACAAGUUCUUGAUGAGGUGGUAUAUUGAUCCAGUCGGAACUUCAAGGUUCGCUCCUAUCAAGCCUGACAUUGCUUUUCCAAUCAAACCGGGACCAGUUGCUAGAGUCAAGGCCACAACUCCCCGAGUUGUUAGGCCCGGCGUUCCCGUCCCCCUUCACGUCCAUACCGAGGAUAUCUGGGGCAAUGCGACAGCAGACCUAAGCAAUCUGAAAGCUGAAGUCAAAUUGACCAAAGUAGGCUCCAAGGCAGAGGUCGUCCAGACUAAAACCUUGCCUUUCGCAGCUCAGGGAUGGACGGUGAUGAAUGACACAUACGAGAUGGUCGAAGAUGGGGACUACGAUCUCGUCGUGGCAGUAACUGAUGGCGAGGGAUCUGUCAUUGCCACAGCUACUGACUAUAUAUCUGUCGAUGCCUCUCUACCCAUCCCUCGGCCGUUGUACUCUGAUCUUCACGUCCACUCCGAUGACACUGUCGGCACCAACUCAACCACAUACAACUUCUCUUACGCCAAAGAAAUUGCCGGCCUUGACGUCGUCGGAUACACUGCUAAUGAUUUCAACAUUACCAAAGAGAAGUGGGAACACACGCUUGAGAUCAUUAAGGGAGUUAAUUCGCCCGGCGAACUUGUCGUAUUCCCUGGGACAGAAUGGUGUGGCAACUCAGCCGCUGGCGGUGAUCACAACGUCGUCUUCCUCGAUGACCCGAAGACGAGUCAACCCGAGUUCCCUUUUGACAAGAAAGGGAAUGUAGCUCGUAGCUUCGAGUGGAACGAGGACGGACCGGCAGAGCUGAUACCCGGCGCUUGGCCGCUGGAUGAAGUCUACGCGACUUACGCUCAUUCACCUGAAAGCCACCUCUUGAUCCCCCACGUUGGCGGUCGUCGAUGCAACCUAGCCUGGCACCAUCCCCAGUUGGAACGUCUUCUCGAAAUUGGCAGCGCUUGGGGGUUAUUCGAGUGGCUUCUUCGCGACGCCGUGAAACGGGGCUGGAAACUCGGCGUUUCCGCCAAUUCGGACGAGCACCGGGGCCGGUGUGGAGGCGGAGUACCCGGAACUGCCGUCUUUGGCACUAAGGGUGGAUUGACUGGCGUCUUGGCCGACAGGCUGGAGCGUGGUGAGGUUGCGAAGGCCUUACGGGCAAGACGUACGUUUGCGACAACAGGCGAACGCUUAGUUGGGAUCGUACGCACCGACAACGGACAUCUUCAAGGCGAUGAUGUAUCCGUUAAGGAUAACGAGAAACUCGUUCUCAGGUACAGCUUCUUUGGUGCGGGAGGGUACUCUUCCAUCGAGGCUUGGGAUGCGAGUGGUCGGAUUCUCCACCGAGAUCUCCAGAAAGAAGCAGAAACUCACGCCACGGCGUCAACUCCUAGAAAGAUUCGCGUGACUUGGGGAGGGGCUCGCGUUUACGACAGAUAUCGUGAGGCUGUCUGGCACGGAUCAAUCCUCCUUCCUGGGGCGGUCAUCUCGCAUGUUCGACCUUUCGGGGGCGUGCUUCACAAUGCCGAAGAUGAGAUCAAGCAACUUUCCCAAGACCAAGUCGUCUUCGAGACCCGAACAAGCGGGGAUUUCGAUGGUGUUGACAUUUUCCUUGAUGACACAUCGGGAACCCCCUCUACUAUCAGCGUAUCGGGCCAUUUAGGUGGAUACGUCAAAGUUGGUGACGCCCUCAAAGGAAACCCCCACAACCCGCAACCUCGGUUCAACUUGGUUGCAACGGCAAAGGACUUGACUCAGGAAGGAGGGGUGCGCGACGACAUAGUAGGCGGUGCUGACCUCUUUGUGUCCAUCGAUAGUCUGUUGGAUGUUCCAUUGCCCAAAAGAGUUGAAGGCAGCUUCACUGUGAAGGCAGAGUCUGGUAGUGGUGGUGACCGGGCGGUGUACUUUGUAGGCAGAGAGUAUGGUGGAGGGAAGGUCAUCACCAGUCCUGUAUUCAUCAAGUACGAAUGA
Messenger RNA from Colletotrichum siamense, 2445 nucleotides. RefSeq lists its product as uncharacterized. Bases 1 to 2445 code for a protein of 814 amino acids. NCBI's taxonomy places the organism in Eukaryota, Fungi, Ascomycota, Sordariomycetes, Glomerellales, Glomerellaceae. The transcript has 2 exons. The record is from RefSeq and is a predicted model, not a curated record.